AUGAAGCGGCGGAGGACGAGGCUGGAGCUGAGUGAAGACUGCUGCGCUUUGUGCGGUUUCUCUGACGACAAUCCGGCAACGCUGGGAGAGAAAGUCAAAGUCCCAAAACUCAAACUCUCUGUGCAUUAUUUCUGCCUGCUCACCUCCUGUGGAGUGUAUCAGAAGGGUCCAGAGCACCAGGGGGUGUUUGGGUUCCUGGAGGAGGACAUCAGGAGGGAGCAGCGGCGCGCCCAACGCCUGGUGAGACCUGGGGGACAAGAAAAAGAGGGGAUAGAAGAGCUGAUGUAUAGAGAGGACAGAGGACACAUUUCGCCCCCUACAGUGCAUAUCGUUCAUGCAGCUCCGGCAUGUGACGUGGACGAGGAUCGCUUCACAGAGAGAGUCCACACAAUCCGAGAAGGACAGACUCUGGAGCUGCUCUGCCUGGUGACUGGACAUCCGCGCCCUCAGAUACGGUGGACGAAGACGGCGGGCGGGGCCCUUGAUCGUCAUGGCGACGCAGCUCCGCCCAACGAUACUCUGAGGAUUGAAUCCAUCAGCCGCCACCAGGGGGGGCGCUACUACUGUAAAGCAGAGAAUGGACAGGGCUCUCCUGCCCUGCGCUCUAUACGAGUAGACGUCUACUAUCUAGACCUCCCUGUGAUCUCGGUGCAUCAGAGUCUGGGGGAGACGGACCAGUUCUACUCGGACCGGACUGUGUUCCUGCGCUGUGAGGCCCGGUCCAACCCUAGUCCGGUCUACACCUGGUUCAGAGGGAAGACCGCUUUGAGCGAGGGAGCCGACCAGGGAGUGGACAUCUACGAACCACUGUUCACUCAGGGGGAGACUAAGAUCUUGAAGCUAAAGAACCUUCGGCCAGUGGACUUCUCGGAGUACAGCUGUGUGGCCUCAGUUAAAACCGUGUGUGGGAUCAGGGACAAAAGCGUCACCUUCAGGCUCACCAACACCACAGCGCCCCCUGCAGUCCGCCUGCUGCUGCCUGACCCUGUGAUUGUGAAUCCUGGGGAGAGUGUGACUCUGGGCUGUGUGCCAUCGGCCGGAGACCCCGCUCCCUCCCUCACCUGGGCACGGGCCGGGGGCGCUGAACUUCCCAAACACAGCUCGGCCAAUCGCGGCGCUCUGACUGUCACCGCGGUAACAGCAGAGGACGGUGGCGUGUACACAUGCAUUGCCACCAACAACGUCGGCAGCGCCGCCAAAAAGAACACCACCAUCUUAGUGCGCGGUCUGCGCAGAGCUCGGUUUUGGAUCACUCCGGACCCGUACCACGACGACGACCACAUCCAGAUCGGGCGCGAGGUGAAGAUCACAUGUCAGGUGGAGGCCACGCCUCCUGAGGAGCUGGCGUUUGAUUGGCUGAAGAAUGGACGCCCCCUGCGGAGCUCGGAGCGGAUGGUGAUCACCCACUCGGACUCGGGUCGCUCCAGCCUUGACAUAAUCGACCUCAAGUUCACAGACUUCGGAACCUACAGCUGCGUGGCCUCACUGCGGAACGGAGGCAGUCCAGAGAUCAGCACCGACGUCAACAUCUCCUCCACCACAGUUCCUCCAGAGCUGACGUUGCCUAGGGGGCGCUCUGUGCUGGUGGUGCAGGAAGGAGAGUCUGUGGAUUUGCAGUGUCUCGUGUCCGGUAAACCCAAACCCACCGUGCUCUGGUUCAAACUGUCCCCGAGAGAAGAGCAGAGGUACCAGGAGAGCAUGGAGCACCAGGACACAGAGGUGAGAGCAGACCUGGAGCUCAGUGAGGCCGCUCUGUGGGAGAGUGCGGACGGACUGCUGCAUCUGUCCAACGUGUCCAGAGACAUGUCUGGUGUGUACCGCUGUCAGACCAGUCAGCUCAAUGGCUUUAACGUGAGGCCGCGGCGAGCGCUGAUCCGUCUCCACGUGCACUACCCCCCGGUGGUGGAGCCAGUCUUUGCAGAGGUGAGGCAGGCUCUGGGCAGGGCCUUCUCUCUCUCCUGUGGGCUCCUGGGGGCACAUCCCUCCAGGGGCCUCCGUUUUGAGUGGAAGCUGGGCCCCCGGCUGCUGACCAGGGGGGAGCUUCUCCAGGGCCACACCCAGUACCAGGUGCGAGCUCUGAACCGAGAAGGGUACGGGCUCUACACCUGCGAGGUCAGCAAUGAGGCGGGGGCUGGGCGCUGCAGCUUCAAUGUGACAGGAAAAGCGUUUGCGCCAGAGUUUUACUACGACUCGGACUCCAGCCUGUGGCAGAACCGGCCCUCGGUCUACGGCUUCAGACUGCUCUGGACCCAACAAGAACCGGACUCUGUGGACCGCGUGCUGGCCUACAGGCUGGGACUGAGACAGCUGUCGCAGUCGCGGUGGUGGGAGCAGGAGAUCCCCAUUGAUGCGGUGAUCCAGAAGGGGGCGCUUCUGAGCCAUAACCUGACGGAGCUCGUGAAGCCGGAGUCCUACCUGGUCAAACUCACACCAAUCACGCGCUUUGGAGAGGGCGACGCCUCCGAACGCAUCAUUGCUUACACAGCUCCUGUAAACCCACACCUCAGGCAGUUCCGGUGUGGCUUCGAGGACGCCACCCUGUGCCUCUGCUCUCAGGACAGAUCCGAUCAGUUUGAUUGGACGAGACACAGUGCCACGUCCCGGGACUCAAAGUACACGCCCAACACUGGCCCGAGCGCCGACCACAGCGGCGAUAAGAGCGGACAUUACCUGUACAUCGAGACGUCCCGCCCCCGUAUCCUUGGAGACAAGGCCCGCCUCCUCACACCCACCUUUAACUCUCCCUCCAACUCACCUGUGCACGCAAGUCCCGUCUCCAACAACCCAGGCCACGCCUCCAACACUCCAGGCCCCGCCUACUGCUUCUCCUUCUACUACCACAUGUACGGCAAGCACAUUGGUUCUCUGGCCGUCUUCCUCCGGCAGAAAGCCUCAGACGCUCAGGUGUGGAGUCUCAAUGGUAACCAGGGCGACCGCUGGCGACAGGCCCGAGUCACUAUCCAGCCGACCUCGGCCUUCCAGAUUGUGUUGGAGAGGGUCCGUGGCUCUGGGAUCGAGGGAGACAUCGCCAUCGACGACAUCUCGAUAGAAGAAGGAGAGUGCAAAGACCCGCCACCCAAAAAUCUGAGGUCCUUGGCUCCAUCCCCUUCACUCCAUAUAUGGACGCUGAGCCUAUCCCUAACUCUGGCUCUGAUUGGUCGAGAGAGGUGA
Knipowitschia caucasica is the source of this 3171-nucleotide messenger RNA. The record is from the annotation of a GenBank genome assembly. NCBI's taxonomy places the organism in Eukaryota, Metazoa, Chordata, Actinopteri, Gobiiformes, Gobiidae.